Molecule: messenger RNA, 1162 nt
Organism: Lutzomyia longipalpis
Lineage: Eukaryota; Metazoa; Arthropoda; Insecta; Diptera; Psychodidae
Product: dehydrogenase/reductase SDR family member 4-like
Exons: 4
Coding region: 271-1041 (256 amino acids)
Molecular function (GO): carbonyl reductase (NADPH) activity
Source: RefSeq, a predicted model, not a curated record
UCUUCGCUGUCUCGACCUUUUCAAAUCAGUCUCACACGACUCAAUUGAAUAGACACAUAGUGAGAACAUGUGCUUAUAUAGGUACCUUAGAUAAUAGAUUAAAACCAAUUACGAUAAGUGGAUGUUUUUUUUAUCGGUUCAAGUCAACAAGAUUCUCCUUAAGAUGCACUGGAUGCGCUAUAUAAAAGCAAGCAUCGCGAAGUUGAAAUUCAUUAUUCUAUUUCUAAGGUGGACGAUCAGUGAUGUAAAAGAAAUUUACAAAUAAUUUUAAUGGCGCAUAAAAGUGAACGUUUUGUGGGAAAAGUGGCUGUUCUAACGGCAGCAAGUGAAGGGAUCGGAUUAGCAAUCGCUCGAAGGCUUGGUUUGGAAAAAGCCAAAGUGGUUGUGAGUUCGAGAAACAUAGAUAAAGUCAAUAAUGCCGUGGAGCUACUUAGAAAGGAAGGAAUCGAUGCAAUUGGUGUUCAGUGUCAUGUUGCAAAUGCAGAAGAAAGGAGAAACCUUCUUGAGGAAGCUGUAAAACAUUACGGAGGAAUUGAUAUUCUUGUAUCCUGUGCUGGUGUUAAUCCUCACUAUGGGUCCAUAAAUGAUUGCUCUGAAGCUGCUUUUAGUAAAAUCUUCGACUUGAAUGUUAAAUGUUCUUUUCUCAUUGCAAAAGAAGUUAUUCCUUUUAUGAAACUUCGUGGGGGAGGAGGUAUUAUUUUCCUAUCAACUAUUGUCGCUUAUAAAAAUGUUCAUCAACUUUCAUCUUAUGGAGCAUCAAAAAUCUGUCUAUCGGUACUAACAAAAGGAUUUGCCAGUGCUCUUGCUUCUGACAAUAUUCGAGUUAACUGCAUUGCACCUGGACCUAUCGAUACUAAAUUUAUGACCAAGAUAGCUACAACGCCGGAAUAUAAAAUUUGCUUGCAACAUGAUAUGCCAAUUAAAAGAAUGGGACGUGUAGAGGAAAUUGCAGGACCGGCAGCUUUCCUCUUGUCCGAAGACGCCAGCUACAUCACAGGGGAAACUCUCAUUGUAGCAGGAGGAAUUCAAAGUCGGAUUUAAACCUGAAUUUUCAGCUCACAUGAUGGAUCACAAAUUGAAUGACCUACAAGAUUUCUCAACAAGUUUCAUGAUCAAGAACGAGGGUGUAUGCAUAAUUUCAAAUAAAAUUGCAAUAAUAAUU